GAUACAUGAGAACGGUCGUCAGACGCGAGUCUGUUCGGUUGUGUGCCCGACCCGUUUACCGGCACCGGGUGGAUCCCGCCGCGCGUCCAUGCGCGGUGUAGCGGCGGCGCUGCUCGCGUGUGUGGUCGCGGUGCUCGUGCACAGGAGCGGCUGGACGGACAGAAGUUUCCGGUCUGCAGACACUCUGAAGUCUGUGUAUGAAGUGUUGGUGGGAGUUUUAUCAGCUCGGCAUCACUAUGAGCUCAGACAGGCCAUACGAGACACAUGGAUGGGAAAUGUUCAAACUCAUCCACUGUUCCAGGAUCGGGUAAUGGUGAGAUUCAUCAUCGGUGAACAUGGCUGUUGGGUACCGGAGGAAGAUCGUGAAGAUCCGUAUUCCUGCAAUCUUCUCAACCUCACAGAGACCCCGGACUCCGCUCAAGAGAUGGCUAUACUGAGCGUGCCCGAGGACUCUGCGCUGGUGCCGUCUGAUGUGUCUGCGCUCAGUCUGGACUUUAAAGUCCUUCAUCCUGUGGUCAUCACUCAGCUCGGUGUCUUUCUCAACACUCCGCAGCAGGACUUCAGGGGAAAUGUGACUGUGCGACUCUUUCAGGUGGAUCAAGAGGAGGCCGUCGUGUCGGCUCGCUUCAGCACCGGCAGUCCUGGCACUCGUGUGGGCAGCAUCUUCUAUAAACCUGUGGAGCAGUUCAUUUUACCCAAGGGUUUUGAGGGAACUCUUCUCUGGCAGUGUCAGGACUUGUCCGGUCUGAUGUCUGUCAACACAUCAACGGUUAAUCUCAUGACAGGCGGAGGGGUUCUCAAGUUUGGAUCUGUAGAAGCGGGUACGCUGCCUCACAGGACUGCUCUGGGUUUCCCGGGUUUAGCUGGAGGAUUUAUGUUUUCAGUUUACGACAUGCAGGCGUUGUCAGAGCUGUUGCGUGGGCGAGCGGGACGGCAGCACAUGCGUUCAGUUGAGUUGAGAGAGGAGGAUGUGGCUCUGCGUCAGGAGAGCAUCACAUAUGGUGAUAUGGUGUUUGUGGAUGUUGUGGACACGUACAGGAAUGUGCCUUUAAAACUACUGCAGUUCUACAAGUGGUCAGUGGCAAACGCAGACUUCAGACUUCUGCUGAAGACCGAUGAUGACUGCUACAUCGACAUCGACGCCGUCUUGCUGAAAACAGACCACAGACGACUGACACAGAGAAGUCUGUGGUGGGGAAAUUUCAGGCAGAAUUGGGCCGUUGAUCGUGUGGGGAAAUGGCAGGAGCUGGAGUACUCGAGUCCUGCAUACCCAGCGUUCUCCUGUGGCUCUGGAUAUGUGGUGUCUAGAGAUCUGGUGGAGUGGUUGGCCAAAAACGCUGACCAUCUGAAAGCUUACCAGGGGGAGGAUGUGAGUAUGGGCAUUUGGAUGUCCGCCAUCGGGCCCCACAAAUAUCAGGACUCAGGAUGGUUGUGUGAGAAGGAAUGUUAUGUUGAUAUGUUAUCAUCUCCACAACGCUCCGCUCAAGAACUGCUCUCGCUCUGGGACCGGAAGAGGAAGUGCGGGGACCCCUGUGGCUGUGCCUGGGAGAACAGCUGACGGGACGCGUCACGCCCGUCUCACCGCUGCAUGUUUCACCAGAAGCACUUUUGUGUGGAGUCAGAUGUCUGGUCUGGACGACUGGUCUGUUCGUUUGCUGUUUCUGUGAAGUCCAGUGCGUCCAGUGCUUGUGCUUUCAUGCGGGACCGUUUCAUCACAAGUGAACACUAGUCAACACAAGACACUAAUAAAAUUCAUAAACCUUG
This is a messenger RNA of Triplophysa dalaica, 1764 nucleotides long. It is a transcript of the gene b3galnt2, whose product is annotated as beta-1,3-N-acetylgalactosaminyltransferase 2. NCBI's taxonomy places the organism in Eukaryota, Metazoa, Chordata, Actinopteri, Cypriniformes, Nemacheilidae. Gene Ontology annotation, molecular function: hexosyltransferase activity. Gene Ontology annotation, cellular component: membrane. The record is from RefSeq and is a predicted model, not a curated record. Bases 89 to 1558 code for a protein of 489 amino acids. The transcript has 12 exons.